Molecule: messenger RNA, 1677 nt
Organism: Pseudomyrmex gracilis
Lineage: Eukaryota; Metazoa; Arthropoda; Insecta; Hymenoptera; Formicidae
Product: CUE domain-containing protein 2
Exons: 5
Coding region: 341-1204 (287 amino acids)
Source: RefSeq, a predicted model, not a curated record
CUUCGCCAAGCUGUCAAAUCGAAGAGAGCGUUGUUUGUAUACGAAAUUUAUCUCGGGGAGUGUGGACGUUUGGCGUCGUUCGCAGACGCAAAGAAGCUCGCUCGAGGUGAUCCCGGAUUCGAGUGUGUACCUGGUUUCGCGCACAUUGUGCGUCUUACGUCGGAGGUGUCCGUUUUCGGCGAUCUGCCAGCGUGAUCGAGGAAUACUUGCUGCGUGAUCGAAGCCUCUCGUCAAAGUUCCUCUCGUCUUAUUUCGUGAUUUUGACCUGUUCGGUAUACGCGACCGGGUGAGAGCGCAGUUCUUCGCCGCAGUUUUGCGAUCGAUCGAUCACGCGAUCAGGAUGAAUCGUACGAUGGACGAGAAAGAGGAGUUGGUGAAGAAGGCCUUAUUUAGUUUUGUCAGGAAGCAGGUGCCCAAUGCACAAUUAAGCUUGAUAGACGACAUUGUACUCAGUUAUGUAGUGAGUAUGGUUGAGGAAAGUGCGUUGGAAGAAACGUUAGAUGUGGACGGAUUGUGCGAAAUGGUAUCGGCUUGCCUUCCUGAGUUUUCUACCAUUAAAAAAGAAGCCGUGUCAAAGUGGCUACUGGAUGUAGAAAGUAAACUGAAACAAGAAAGUAAAGAAAAUGAAAGUUGUCAAACUCAUAGCGAUCCAUUGAAUCACAUCAGUCUGACUGCUCUCCUGCCGGCUGGCGCGCAAAGAAUGAGAGUUCAUCAUCUCUCAGAAACAAGCGACGCCGGCAGUGAUUCCAGUGGUGAAUACUAUUCAGAGGAAUCCUCUUGGCAUCAAGUAGCUCUGUUGCAAGAAAUGUUUCCGACAGCAAGUACGGCGGAAGCGAGGCACUGCCUAGCAGUAGCUGGAGGUGAUAUAGCUAAAGCCGCACAACUUGCGAUACAUCGUCAGGAAGCGGGUCAAAGUAUCGUGAGCAAUCUUACAUUUUUGACGCCCAAUGGUCGUAACAAAGCAAGAUUGAAUGACGAAGAGCUGAAGUCUCGUAUUAUAGCGCGGUACAGUUAUGUCGACCGGGACGACGAUUGCCGCGAACAUCGUCCGGUCGCGCCGAAAACGGAGCCCAAGAAAUUGGUGCGAUAUCUCGACAACAAGAUCGUAAGUGUGAAGGGUGAACGUUACACGGAAGUGCGAAGGGGUGGCGAAGACGAAGACGGUAACGAAGGAGGUAGAAAAAGAGGACACUGCCGUCCGUAACCAGUCCCUUUGCCUCCACCCCCCGAUCCACCCCCUUGGAGGCAUCUGAUUUUCGAUUCGAUUUUUAUAUUAGAUCUUUACUUAUUCAUAUAUAUCAAUAUGAACGUAACAUUAACUUUAAACAGAUGUUCUAGCUUUUGACGAUUACUUUCCUUUCUACUUAAUGCAGCUUGUAGAAUUCUUAAAACUUUUUUCGAGUACCUUGAAUUCAUCAAAUUCAAGUCGCGCUGUCUGUUAGUCUGUUUUUCUCUCUUUAUCUAGAUUUUCAAAUCAUCAUCAUAAUAAAAGCAGAAUUCUGCUGCUAGUCGUGGAUGAUAAUAGGUAAAUUAAAUUGUCACCAUUCGACUCUAGGAAUAGUAUUUUUUUUUUUUUUUACGUUAUCCGUUUUACCUGAUUUUUACCUAAUAAUCAUUUAACACACAUUACAUUACACAAAUUAUGUGCAAUGGCCAUUAAGUAGAUAUCUACAUAAU